CAUCAGUCUGUCAGGCUUUGAGUCUUUAUCUGUGUUAAAGAUGAUUAUAGUGAUUCUGAAUGGCAAGAAAACAUACUGUUCUCUUUUUAACAGUGUCUGUCUUUAUCUCACCCUUAACUCUCUCUCUCUCUCACUCUCUCUCUCUCUGUGUCAGAGGAGGUUGUUUGUGGUCAGGAAGUGCAAAUGUGUCUCAGUGCUGCUUGAGCAAAAGUCAUUGCAGAGCACAUCCGCCCUGUGUGUCUUUAAAAAAGAGUUGAGUGGGCUUUACAGAGGGACACGGCUGAGGCUCUUUGAGAUUGUUGGAUGAAAGUUUUGUUCUGCGUGGGAGGAAACGGUGUCGAGCUCAAAAUGGAUGCCCUGCUCAUCAAGGACUGAACCUAAGCCCUUCCUAAACUCCUCAUGAUGACGAUCUAAAUGAGAAGACUAUGGAGGAUAUUGUAGACUAUCAGGAAUCUGAGCCUUACCUGGAGGCCAAGCAGUACAUCGAGAGGAUAAAGCAGGAGAACGAAAAAAGCCUUGGGAUCGAGGGCGUCCCGUUGAAGAGCGUCGGUCUGGACGUGUCAGAUCACGGGGUCUCUCUGACCGUGUACCCCGUCACCAUACCCUGUUCUCCUCUGUCUUAUGCCACUGUGCAGUGGGACGCCCCCGAGACCCCAGCAGAACCGCCGGCUCCUGGAUCGGACCAUGAACUAGACUCCAUUGAUGAACCAGGGUUUGACUGGACGUUGAAUCUACCAUCUGAAGACCUCAAUUAUAUCACAAAUCAGGACGACGUUGUUGACUUGCUACCUGAAGCCGAGUCACAAGCAGACGUCAGACUUGCAUCUUCCCAGGCAUGUGAUGCACAGAAAUCAGAUACACAAACACAAAUGGCACCUUCACAUGAGGAGUCCUCCACAUCUUUUGCAGAUAUUGAAGAUUCCAGAGCAGAUGUGACUGAAGAUGAUUUUGAACCUGAUGGCGCUCAGAUCUUUAUGGACACAAGAGACUCAGAGAUUCAGCCAGUUCAAGAGAGACCACAGUCGCAAGAAGAGGAGGAACCCGGCAUGUUAUUCCUUCCCAAAAUAAUGUUCAAGCAUGAGGAAAGCACAGAUUCAGGAAGUGAAGAGCAAACACAAGAGUGGACUGAGAUCGAAGCGAACGGAGAAUCAGCAGAUGCAAGAACCAACAUUCAGGAUCAGAUUCAAGGAUCUGACAGUGUGGAAAAAGAAGAGUCAAGUCCUACAGAGGUCCAGUCUGAUCAGUCACAGGACACCUUCAUUACAAGCCGAACAGAACCAGCAGAGCAGCUGUCGGACCUCACCACCGGUUCGGUGGGACUCGAGGAAGCAAUACUGACACAAGAGCCGGACAAGAUGAGCACAUCCAUUACAGCGACAGAGAUGAGCCAGAAUAAUGACAGUCAGGACUUAGACCUCUCAGAGCAGGUCAACAAACAAGACCAAGAAAAAUGUAAAGAAGAGCUGGUAAAUUCAGAGCAAAAGGCUGAACCUGAAAAUGGGCUGCCAGAAGAAGCACAAGAGCCUGAGCUGGGAGAACCAGAUGAGAGCGAAUCCUCGGAGCAGAUCCAAUGUUCAGAUGAGCAGAAACCCUGCGAUCAGACGCCACAAUCAGAGAUGGAGCCACCAGAGUGUCCAGACCCGUCCAGUGACCUGAAACAUGUGGCGGACGAGGAACAACACGAACAGGAUAUGACAUCAGUGCACCGUAUGACAGAGGAGGUGCCUGUUCCGGACACAAACCCCGCGGGUCCUUGCAUUAACGGCAGUGCUGAGAUGGUGAACAGGGCCGAGGCUCAACGCUUGGCUGAGAGGCUCUACAGAUUGGAUGGUUUUCAGCGUACAGAUGUGGUCAGGCAUCUGGACAAAGACAACGACUUCAGUCGUGCUGUUGGGGAAGAGUACCUCAAAUUCUUUGACUUCACCAGGCAAAGUCUGGAGCAAGCGCUCCGGUCAUUUCUGAAGGAGGUGGUUUUGACCGGUGAGACUCAGGAGCGUGAGAGAGUCCUGCAGCGCUUCUCCUCUCGUUUCCAGCAGUGUAAUCCUGACACCUUCUCCUCAGCGGGAUCGGUGCUCACGCUCACAUGCGCCAUAAUGCUGCUUAACUCAGACCUGCAUGGACAGAAUGUCGGGAAGCCCAUGUCCUUGGCUGAAUUUGUGUCAAAUCUGGAGGGCAUGAAUGGAGGCGAGAAUUUCAGCAAGGACUGUCUGAAGAGUCUCUACAGCUCCAUCAAGACCGAUCCGCUUCAGUGGGCUGUAGAGGAUGAGAUUCUGGCUAAAUCCAUGAUGCUCGAGCAGGAUCAAGACCAGGAAGGACAUCUACGCUCAAAGAGUAACCCCUUCCAGGAUCUCCCUCACGACACCAAGGCCACUGUGUUCCAGAAAGGCUUUUUAAAACGCAAAGCGCAUGCAGACAUUGAUGGCAAACGCACUCCGUGGGGGAAACGAAGCUGGAAGACAUUCUAUGCCAUGCUGAAGGGAAUGGUGCUUUACCUGCAGAAGGAUGAUUAUGUGAAGGACUGCCAGAGCUCAGAGGAAGUGGUCAGCGUUCAUCACUCUCUGGCAGAGCGAGCUCUGAAUUACACCAAACGGCCGCACGUGUUUCGCUUGCAGACGGCCGACUGGAGGGUCUUCCUUUUCGAGGCUGCGUCCACGGAGCAGAUGAACUCCUGGAUCGGGCGGAUAAACCUGGUGUCUGCGCUGUACUCCUCGCCACCCUUUCCUGCUGCUGUCGGCUCUCAGAGGAAGUUCUGUCGGCCCAUCCUGCCCGCGUCGCAGUCAAACCUCGUGCUGGACAAACAGUUGCAGUCGCAUGCGGCCAUGUUACAUAGCUUCCAGCAGGAUCUGACUGCGCUCCAGCAGGAGGCGUCAGAGAGCAGGAAGACCAAAACCAGGGAGCUGGAGGAGAUGCGGCAGAGAGAGGAGUACCUGCAGUACGAGAAAUCUCGUUAUGAGGUUUAUCUUAAAGUUCUGGAGGCCUGGCAGACGCUGCAGACGUCCGAUUCAUCAGUCGGAGACAGACUGAACGUGUUCGAUGAGGGAUUGUGGAGAGGAGAGAUGGACGAGGAGCAGGAUGAGGCUGAUGCCGGGAUGAAGCGAUCGCACUCCAGUCCGUCUCUGGAGUUAGAAACGCCUCCUCAGCCUGUAGUGAAAGUGCGACGCAACAUCUCAGAGAGACGCACCUAUCGAAAGAUCGUAGUUCCACGGCGGAACAAGGAGAUUUGAACAAAAAAAAUGAACUGUUACACACAAACUGUCAUGCUUGAAGCACUUGAAUCCUUUAAAGUUUUACAUCAUUUAAUAUAUUUUUAAAGUCUGUCUGGUCCAAGGUAAAAAAAAAAGAAAAAAAAAGAAAAGAGCAACAACUGUAGUCUUUUUAAAUAUAAAGAAUUUUUGCACAAACCUCUUAUUAAUUGACCCUCUUCAUACUGUCCACAAGAGGGAGAUGUUGCUCAAGAUGUUUAAAUGAAGGACAAUAGUUUUUACCUCAUUCCUAACCAUCACAUGUCAAUAAGAGUUUUUGAGAGGUCAGUUUAAUGUGUCGUCAACACAACCAUAGUAAACAGUGUGAAGAAGGGAUACGGUGUGUGUUCAGUGCUGUCGCUCAGGAAUACACUUGUUCCAGCCACAUUUCCUCUGUUUGAAAUCAUGGUGAUAAAGAGACCUCUGAUAGAGCCACUGCUGAAUGGCUCUUGUGUAUUGAGUGUUUGUGAAUUUCUCAUAUCCUUUCAUUUAAACAAGAACCCGUCAUUAAGCGCAGAUGCUGAGGAUGUGUUUGAUGGAUUGUGCCUCCAGGCUCUGGAUGCUCAGGAUGUGUCGGCUUGAUAAAGAUCUGAAAAGCCAAUAUCAGAUAAAUGCCGCCUGUUGACACGUAAACAGAUUGUGAGGAAAAACAAUCAAACUGUCAGUGAGUCAGAAAAUGACUGAACGCCACAUGGAUAGACCCAGAUUUGUGCUCUUAAAUCACAACGCAAGUACUGAUGUAUGAUCCUGAAUAUGGCUAGACAAAAUAUUUUGUAAUUAAGCAACUUAUAUAGAAUAAGUUGAAGAGAAUUAUGUUCAAGAAACCAACAUGAACAUACAUUACACGUUAGGGCCAUAGCCAUUGUGGGGGACAAGCCCUCCCAAUAAUUGGAAAUGGCCAAAUUGUCCCCCCCAAUAUUUGAUAUUUCUUAAUGCUGCUCUCCAUUAUGCAUCGCUUUGUUUGUUGGAUGACUGAGAGUUUAAAAAGUUAUAUUUUUAAGCUGGUCUGCUUCAGUGGUCUAAAAGCACUCAUCAAUGUCAAAAUGACGGCCAAUCAGAUCAAAGAAGGCGGGGCUUAAUGUUCACUGAAGACGAGUGUGAAUUCCAAUGCAACACUUUUAGUUUUUACAGUGACGUGUGUGGUAAAAUAUAGCUAAACAUUGAAUAUUUGACUGUUUUACGAUGGAUAUGUUUAACGACCCACAGUAACAUACAGUGAUGCAAACUACUCAACUCAUUUUGAAUUGAAAACAUGCUAUAGUUUCAGACAAGAGACGUUUUAUACAUUUUUGACAUAUUAGACAUACCAACAAGAGUGAACGUGCAUAUUUUUAAAUAAAAUAUUAUUUGCCAAGAGUUUAAA
This is a messenger RNA of Megalobrama amblycephala (Wuchang bream), 4605 nucleotides long. RefSeq names its product PH and SEC7 domain-containing protein 1. Gene Ontology annotation, molecular function: phospholipid binding; guanyl-nucleotide exchange factor activity; protein binding. Gene Ontology annotation, biological process: regulation of ARF protein signal transduction. The transcript has 14 exons. Lineage: Eukaryota; Metazoa; Chordata; Actinopteri; Cypriniformes; Xenocyprididae. The record is from RefSeq and is a predicted model, not a curated record. Bases 426 to 3224 code for a protein of 932 amino acids.